This is a messenger RNA of Anguilla rostrata (American eel), 4174 nucleotides long. RefSeq names its product potassium inwardly rectifying channel subfamily J member 21 (gene kcnj21). The record is from RefSeq and is a predicted model, not a curated record. Lineage: Eukaryota; Metazoa; Chordata; Actinopteri; Anguilliformes; Anguillidae. Gene Ontology annotation, molecular function: inward rectifier potassium channel activity. Gene Ontology annotation, cellular component: plasma membrane. The transcript is spliced from 4 exons. The coding region runs from base 579 to 1901 and encodes 440 amino acids. Gene Ontology annotation, biological process: potassium ion import across plasma membrane; regulation of monoatomic ion transmembrane transport.
UCUGGCUCUCUCGCUCCCUCUCUUUCUUCCCACAUUUGCACGGUGAGGUUUGAGGCUAAACGAACCCACGCUUAUCUGAUGAUUGCAUUUACCACUUUGAAUCUGUUCGAUUUGGGACUCUUUCACUCACUGUAUGGGCGUCUUACUUUGGAAAGAAAGAGGCGCGAAAAUAGCUGUGGACUUUUUUUUGAGCUUCCAAAUGACGGAUAAUUCUGAGGCAAUUGGCGUCCCAUUGUAAACUCGUAGAACACAAGUCGCGCGAUUGCAGUUUUCAGUUAACGUCGCGCAGCAAAUUCAACAGAAGUGGUUUCGAACACUACAUAACCAGGACUGUCUUGUUAUUUCACAGUUGUACUUUUAAAUAGUAACUUUGUUGACUAAGGGGAGGAACCAGGCGCGUGGAUACAUUUUGCUGGUGCGGUCCAACCCUGGUUUUCAUGCGCCUCCCUUCGAGUGAGCUGUUGUUGGGAGAUUUCACACGACUCCUCGCUGUAGUCAUCUGUCUGACGAAACAACCCCCCAUCCGAUACAAUAAAGACCGGCCGGAGACCGUCGCUGUGGCCCCGGGCUUCUAGGCCAUGAGCAGCUUCCCGGGCAGGAUGGGGCAAGACGUGGAGAAACAGGGCCACAAGCUGCCCAAGCAGCACUGGAGCGACCCGAAGGACAAGGUGCCCACAGACCGAACCAUGGUGGUGGGGGGUAAGGGGAGGGGCGGGGCCAACCGCGCCGAGACCCCCGGAGGCGUGGCCAAGAAGCGGCGGCAGCGCUACGUGGAGAAGGACGGCAAGUGCAACGUCCACCACGGCAACGUGCGGGAGACGUACCGCUACCUGACCGACAUCUUCACCACGCUGGUGGACCUCAAGUGGCGCUUCAACCUGCUGGUCUUCACGCUGGUCUACACCACCACCUGGGUCUUCUUCGGCCUGAUCUGGUGGCUCAUCGCCUACAUCCGCGGGGACCUGGAGCACGCCGACGACGGCGACUGGACGCCCUGCGUCAACAACCUCAACGGCUUCGUCUCGGCCUUCCUCUUCUCCAUCGAGACGGAGACCACCAUCGGCUACGGCUACCGCGUCAUCACGGACAAGUGCCCCGAGGGCAUCAUCCUGCUGCUGGUGCAGGCCAUCCUGGGCUCCAUCGUCAACGCCUUCAUGGUGGGCUGCAUGUUCGUCAAGAUCUCGCAGCCCAAGAAGCGGGCGGAGACGCUGAUGUUCUCCCACAAGGCGGUGGUGUCGCUGCGGGACGGGAAGCUGUGCCUGAUGUUCCGGGUGGGCGACCUGCGCAGCUCGCACAUCGUGGAGGCGUCCAUCCGGGCCAAGCUCAUCCGCUCCAAGCAGACCAAGGAGGGCGAGUUCAUCCCGCUCAACCAGACCGACAUCAACGUGGGCUUCGACACGGGCGACGACCGCCUCUUCCUGGUCUCGCCCCUCAUCAUCUGCCACGAGUUCGGCGAGGGCAGCCCCUUCUGGGAGAUCUCCCAGGCCCAGCUGGCUCGGGAGGAGUUCGAGAUCGUGGUCAUCCUGGAGGGGAUGGUCGAGGCCACGGGAAUGACGUGCCAGGCGCGCAGCUCGUACCUGGACUCCGAGGUGCUGUGGGGGCAGCGCUUCACCCCGGUCCUCUCCCUGGAGGAGGGCUUCUACGAGGUGGACUACGACACCUUCCACCACACCUACCCCACGCCCACGCCCGCCUGCUCCGCCCGCGAGCUGGCCGAGCUGGCCAAGAAGGGCGAGGAGAUCCCCCUCCCGCCCCCGUCGCCCCCCGAGGCCUCCGAGGAGGCCCCCGUCCCGGAAGAGGCGGGGGGCGGAGGGCAGGUGGAGGGGCGCGGCGACGGAGAGGGGGACGGCGAGAACGUCACCAACGGCGACGUCGGCAAGAUGCACGUCGGAGACGAGUGACGGGUCAAAACGAAAACCUGGCGCCGGGAAAUUUUGGGCGUCCCGACGUCUUCGCCCCCUCUCGUUAUUCCAGCGGGAGCGGGGGGAGGGGGAGGGACCAGCGGGAGCGUGAGGACGAAAACGGAGGGAACGGGUUCAGCGUUUUUCUCCCCUGCGCCAGCUCUGUUUUCACCGGUCCAGGGGAGCGGGUCCCACCCUGUGGGCGGCGGAAGGGGCUGCUGAGGAUGUGAUUUCACCUUUGCGUGUCCCGGUGAAACCCCACUGAGACAAAAAUCCCCCCCUUGCAAACGGAGACUCGAUCCACGUGGCAUCAAAAUUUCAGAACAGUUAGAUGGUUUCAAAAAGAAGGACGUCUGCACAUUUUUUUCCUUUGCUGAUUUCACAAACAUUUAUUUUUUUGGUCAAAAGCCUUCGUCAUAGCUAUGACAAAGAUUUUUUUUAACUGAAAGUUCAGCUCUUUAAUAAACGUUUGUGUAAUUUGCAACGGAGAAAAUCUGCAGAUGUCUUUUUUUUUAUUUAUUGUUUUUUUUUUUUCUCCAGCACUUUAUAUAGAACAGUAGAUGGUGAAACGUGAUCAAGUAAUUCACUGUUUAUCACACAGUUUUCCAUUGAACCUCUCGCCUGUCAAAUUAACUACUGGACCUGUUACACAAACUGCCUUAGAUACAUUUGUUUCGACAACAUGGUUUAAAAAUAAAAUAAAAUAAAAUAAAAUAAAAAUAAAAAAAACAUUUAAAUCAAUAUUUGAGGGCAAGUCAGGCUACAAACAGGGUGGGUCACAUGAGAUAUAUUUACUCCAUAAUGGGCCAAUGGGGUCAGGGCUUUUGGGAGCCACUGGUGUGGGAUGAAGCGAUGGGAAACAGAGGAAGAGGCCGGAAUCUCUGUGAAGGGACCGUCCCGCAGACGGGAGGGGGAGGAAUGGUAAACGGUGAGAAGCUUUCACCUUUACCGAACUCUGAGCCAAAUUCACUGCAAUUUUUUCACUCAGUAGAUUUAACAAUGGCGCCUGUUUUUCCCAGUCAGACACUGUCAGACAGCGUAUUAUAUUAGUUUACUCACUGCAUGCCGUUUCAGUUUCUGGCUUUUUUUCAUUUUUGAUCGUAUGCAUGGUGAAAGAAACGAUGCUUGAGAUGCAGCGAAGCAGCAUUUUACUCAGUAAAAUAUUCAGCUUGAAUUCAACUCUCACGUAGUACACCGUACAGUGAUUGUGUUAGUUUAAUCCCUGCUGGGGCUCGCGUGAGCUCUGUUUGAGUUUAAUGCUGGACAUUUCGCUGUGUAGACAUGAAUAACGUACAUUCACUCUGGCGGUUAUCCGUAUCGGUGAGAUGCGGUACAUCCGGAGCAAACAUACAUGCAUUUUAACACGCCAUGCAGGUGUUCUCUGAAUUUGAUAUUUGAAUGAAUCUGAAUUGAACACGUUUAAUUGCAAGGUUCAUUUGAAUUUGCAUACAUAUCACUGCAACUUGAAUUGACUUUAUUUUUUAUUUAUUUAUUGUUUUACUGUUAGUGCCUGUCGCAAAAUCCGAGGCAUUAUUAUUGCUACUGUUGUGUUUUGUUUUGUUUUUUUGAGAAGGGAGGAGUUUGCAAUGCAGCUGGCAUCCAGAAAAGAGGUUUACGUGUGCCCAACGUCUGGCUGUGCAUUUGUAAAUAUUUUUUUCAUGUGUUUAGAAUGAUCGGCAAUCAUUCAAAUGCAUUUUUUGGAAGCAUAUAGAUGGAGGACAAAGUAUUUGCACCUGCAUUUUCACCAGUGCUACUGAACCGUAAGAAUGUACCACGUUUCCAUUCACCUUCAAAUGCAUUUUAUCAUUAGUCUGGUUAUAGUAAAGGGAAACGUGAAACCAUCUUAUAACUUAAAAACUGAAUGUCAUGAAGGGGCAUUUUAAUAAAAUGGAGAGUUGGAAUAAAAAAGAAAAAAGAAAACAAGAAACUAGUGGAAUUACAUACAGAAAUAUAAAUACAACGUGUGGAGAUUCCUGAUUCUUUUAGAUUCAACACAAUGUCAUUUAUUUACAACUUAUGAAAAGUAAAAUAUUGAUAAUAGGAAUUAACUGGUAUCAAUAUUUUUCCUCCAAUCAUUUCCUCCACUAUUUAGAAUUGUUCGACCUUGUCCUUGCAGAGAAUACGUGUAUCAUUUUAUAGGUUCAACAGAGCUCAACUUAUUGCAAAACUUAACUUUAAUUUAUUGAUUUGCCUUUUAAAUAUGUGUCUAUAUUUGUCUAUGAAAUUUUGUCAAUAUUAUUUCGGAAACUUGUAACUUUAUUAAUUGUUGAAAA